CCAGGGCCAGAGUCUCUUGUCAGGCCCUGCUGCAGUAGGAGUAGGAGCAGUGGCAGUCUUGGGGACAACAUGCUGGUCAGGGGGCUUCCUCUGCGCUCAGUCCUGGUCAAAGGCUGCCAGCCCCUUCUCAGUGCCUCGCAGGAGGGACCGGGGAAUCCCAGGGUGCCCACUGGAGAGGGAGCCGGAAUCUCCACUCGCAUGCCUCGUCCUUUCAGAGAGAUCCCCUCCCCUGGUGACAACGGCUGGCUGAACCUAUACCAUUUCUGGAGGGAGAGGGGUUCACAGAAUUUCCACUACCACCAAGUCCAGAACUUCCAGAAGUAUGGCCCCAUCUACAGGGAGAAGCUUGGCAACAUGGAGUCUGUUUUUAUCAUUGACCCUGAAGAUGUGGCCCUGCUCUUUAAGUUUGAGGGUUCCACCCCAGAGCGAUAUUGUAUCCCGCCCUGGGUCGCCUAUCACCAGCAUUACCAGAGACCCAUCGGGGUCCUGUUCAAGAAGUCAGGAGCCUGGAAGAAAGACCGACUGGCCCUGAACCAGGAGGUGAUGACACCAGAUGCCAUGAAAAACUUCAUCCCCCUGCUGGACACGGUGUCCCAGGACUUCAUCAGCAUCCUGCACAGGCGCAUCAAGCAGCAGGGCUCUGGAAAGUUCUCAGGGGACAUCAGUGAUGACCUGUUUCGCUUUGCUUUUGAGUCCAUCACCAACGUCAUAUUUGGGGAACGUUUGGGGAUGUUGGAGGAGAUUGUGGACCCUGAGGCUCAGCGUUUCAUUGAUGCUGUUUACCAGAUGUUCCAAACCAGUGUCCCCAUGCUCAUGCUUCCUCCAGGCCUGUUUCGUCUGUUCAGGACCAAGACAUGGCGUGACCAUGUGGCUGCAUGGGAUGUGAUUUUCAGUAAAGCUGAAAAAUACACCCAGAACUUCUACUUGGACUUGAGACAGAAAAGAGACUUCAGUAAUUACCCAGGUGUCCUCUACCGCCUCCUGGAAAAUAACAAGCUGCUUUUCGAGGACGUCAAGGCCAACAUUACAGAGAUGUUGGCAGGGGGCGUGGACACGACGUCCAUGACACUGCAGUGGCAUUUGUACGAGAUGGCACGCAGCCUGAGAGUGCAGGAGAUGCUGCGGGAGGAGGUUCUGGCUGCCCGGCGCCAGGCUGGGGAAGACAUGAGCAGGAUGCUGCAGUUGGUCCCGCUUCUAAAAGCUAGCAUCAAGGAGACACUGAGACUCCACCCCAUCUCUGUGACUCUGCAGAGAUACCUCGCAAACGACUUGGUUCUUCAAGAUUACAUGAUUCCUGCCAAGACAUUGGUGCAGGUGGCCGUCUAUGCCAUGGGUCAAGACCCCACCUUCUUCCUCAAUCCGGGCAAAUUUGACCCCACCCGAUGGCUGGGUAAAAACAAGGACCUCAUCCACUUCCGGAACCUGGGCUUUGGCUGGGGUAUUCGGCAGUGUGUGGGUCGCAGGAUCGCCGAGCUUGAGAUGACACUCUUCCUUAUCCAUGUGAGUCUGCCUGGGGACCUCUGGGCACCCUGGGCUGGCUUUGGCCUUAACGAAAGCACCAUCCCUUCUACUCCCAUCUCUGUUCAGAACCCUCCCCAACAAUUCCCUUCUGCCUCCUCUUUUAGGCUAAUAUACUUGUCACCAAUUGGUGCCCCUGGCCAUGUGUCCACCAUGCUGGUGAUGGGAUGGGGGUAGGGUGGGAUAAGGUUCUUUAGAAACUGAAGCAAAAGCCUGAAUCAAGGGAACAGCACUAUUGGUGUGUUCUCAGGUUACAUAGUAGCUGGUGUGGACCCCUUAGAGCUCCCCAAAUCCCACUCAAUAGGCAUUGCCUACAGGUGAAUGAGUCUGGCCCGGGGGGAUGGAUUCUCCCCACCUGU
Molecule: messenger RNA, 1877 nt
Organism: Pipistrellus kuhlii (Kuhl's pipistrelle)
Lineage: Eukaryota; Metazoa; Chordata; Mammalia; Chiroptera; Vespertilionidae
Product: cholesterol side-chain cleavage enzyme, mitochondrial
Exons: 8
Coding region: 70-1695 (541 amino acids)
Biological process (GO): C21-steroid hormone biosynthetic process; glucocorticoid biosynthetic process; cortisol metabolic process
Cellular component (GO): mitochondrial inner membrane
Molecular function (GO): iron ion binding; monooxygenase activity; oxidoreductase activity, acting on paired donors, with incorporation or reduction of molecular oxygen
Source: RefSeq, a predicted model, not a curated record